Messenger RNA from Orbicella faveolata, 1441 nucleotides. Its product is annotated as beta-arrestin-1-like. Gene Ontology annotation, cellular component: cytoplasm. Gene Ontology annotation, biological process: signal transduction; G protein-coupled receptor internalization. Lineage: Eukaryota; Metazoa; Cnidaria; Anthozoa; Scleractinia; Merulinidae. Gene Ontology annotation, molecular function: G protein-coupled receptor binding. The record is from RefSeq and is a predicted model, not a curated record.
CUUCAGCUAGCCCUAAAGGGUGCGCUAAAUCAAAUUGAAGCUGCUAGGAAUAGUGAGAAGUAUUUGUGCAUUCUAAUUUUCAAUUCACACCGAUGUGGAAGGACUGUUUUGCAGCCUUUUCUCGCCUAUCAGUCACUCUUCAGUGAUUCUUCGGUGAUUUUUCCUGGCGCGCUGAAAAUCGCGGUCCUCCCAGCUGAAAGAGAAUCGUACGGGGAGUGGAGAAUUGUGUACAGUCAAACUUGGAGCUGAAUUUUCAGCUGGCAGAUCAGCCUUUCGUCUUCAAACGCGUUUACGAUCGCUGCUCUAUCGUCGCUUCAUGGUCGUACCUGCUUGUUUCUAAUAUGGAGAACAGUGACUCGAAAAAAGCGGGGACACGCGUCUUCAAAAAGACGUCUCCUAAUGGAAAGAUUACCACCUAUUUGGGAAAGCGCGAUUUUGUGGAUCACAUUGACCACAUUGACCCUGUGGAUGGUGUUGUGUUGAUAGAGCCUGAUUAUGUCAAAGAUGGGAAGAAAGUAUUUGCACAUGUCCUGGCAGCAUUUAGAUAUGGACGUGAAGAUUUGGAUGUCCUUGGCCUUACAUUCAGAAAAGAUCUAUUUCUGGCGACUGCCCAAGUUUAUCCACCAAAACCAGAGGACGAGGUACAGCUCACGAGGCUUCAAGAAAGACUGCGAAAAAAGCUUGGGGCUAAUGCAUAUCCUUUCAAAUUUGAGUUACCCCCAUUUUCUCCUUCAUCAGUUACUUUGCAGCCAGCUCCAGGGGACACUGGCAAGCCUUGUGGAGUAGAUUAUGAACUAAAAACAUAUGUCAGUGAGUCAAUGGAAGAAAAACCUCGAAAAAGUGACACUGUAAGGCUCGCUAUCAGAAAGAUUACCUAUGCACCUGAACGCCCUUUGCCAAAGCAACAACCCUGGGCCGAGACGGACAAAGAAUUCAUGUUUGGUGCUCACAAGCUCCACAUUGAAGCUUCGCUAGACAAAGAGAUGUAUUAUCACGGAGAGGAGAUAGGAGUUAAUGUGCGUAUCGAAAAUGGCUCUUCCAAGACAUGCAAGAAAAUAAAAGUCACAAUAAGACAGUUUGCAGACAUCUGCCUGUUUUCAACUGCGCAGUACAAGUGUCCUGUGGCUUCGCUAGAAUCAGAGUAAGUACCUGAUACCAGUUGAAAAACGUUGGAUGUCUUCAUCUGUUAAAAGAAAGCUUGGCGCUUGACUUGAAAUAAGAAAAAAUUUGCGCGAGGCUUACGCGCAUGUUGACGCUUGAAAGGUUCCUUUGCACGAUGUCAGAAAUUAAGCCUAAAGCGGACGCUAAGCAUUUUAGUUUGUAGACUUCUUGGAUGACUCAGUUUGUUGUCGUUUUCACCCUUCGGAUUUUUCACAUGUGCAGAUCACGCGUAAGAACUCUUAGCGAUGGCCUCAUGGUUAGUGCGCUCGUCUCAGGAUCA